UAAUAAUCUCGGUAGAAGCCCAGAGACCGCAGAGAGUGCUGUCGGUUCUACAGCGGCAACUAUGACAGGGGAUAACUUUACAAGCUGAGCCGGGCUGUUUGACAGCCGCAGUCGCAUUCUAAGUGGAGUCUAAACAGACCUGUGGACGCCGACAAGCCGCUGGACGGUCUGCGCUUGUGGAAAAAUAACUGCUGGCGGACGGUUUUUGGAAACACGACAGCGGCAGGGCACCGAACAGGGCGGGUGUGAGUGCUUCGGCGGCGGUUCCGCUGCUAGCUAAACAUGAACAAAAACCACCAAGUGCCGAGCAGCCGUUCUCUGAAUGCCGUAGAGGUGAAGAGCAAGUUUGGUGCAGAGUUUCGUCGGUUCUCGUUGGAUCGGUCGAAGCCAGGCCGUUUUGAUGAGUUCUACGGUCUCCUGCAACAUGUGCAUCGCAUCCCCAAUGUGGAGUUGUUGGUGGGUUAUGCUGAUGUGCAUGGUGACCUGCUGCCCAUCAACAAUGAUGACAACUACCACAAGGCAAUCUCCACUGCCAGCCCUCUACUGAGGCUGUUCCUGCAGAGGAAAGAGGAAGCUGAUUAUACAACAUUUGGUACAGAUUCGCUGACCAGAAAGAAGAACACAGGGCUUUCAGCAGUUCUUCUGAGACCUGACACUAACAAGAAAAAGCCGCUGGUGAUCAUCAGUCUUCCUAGAGACUUCCGCCCAGUGUCUUCCAUCAUCGAUGUGGACAUCCUUCCAGAGACACACAGACGUGUUCGCCUUUACAAGCAUGGUCAGGAGAAGCCAUUGGGUUUUUACAUCCGUGAUGGCUCCAGCGUACGGGUCACCACACAGGGUCUCGAGAAAGUCCCGGGCAUAUUUAUCUCUCGCUUAGUGCCUGGUGGGCUGGCUCAGAGCACCGGCCUGCUGGCAGUUAACGAUGAGGUGCUGGAGGUGAAUGGUAUUGAGGUGGCUGGCAAGUCUCUGGACCAAGUGACCGACAUGAUGAUUGCCAACAGUCACAACCUUAUCAUCACUGUGAAGCCUGCCAAUCAGCGGAACAAUGUUGUUCGCAGUGUAGGAGGGGGAGGAGGCGGCGGCGCUGCAUCUGGUAGUUCAGGACGCUCAUCAGACAGUGGCGCUAGCUGCUAUGGGUACUCCUCACACGGCGCCGCAUCCUCCAUGCCAUCGCACAUCAUCCAGAACUUCCCUGUUGGGGAGCUUGAUAGUGACGAAGAUGAUGAGGACCUGGUGAUCGAGACAGGAGGCGAGGCUGAGCCCAUCAGGAGUGCCCCCUCCAAUUACAGCACACCCUUACUGCCUCGCUAUGAACCACAUCUCAACCUCCGCUCCACCUCUGCCUUCUCCAUCAGCGCCAAUGGGACCCUGCCUGCCAGCGGUAGCAGCGAAUUGCUAAGCGACACCAAUGCCAAUUCAUCCACGCCAUCCCCAGACAGAGCAAAGGAGAGGCGGAGUCUGGAAGAGGAUGGUACUGUCAUUACACUGUAAAUUGGGAAUCACUGGAAAAUAAAAAAGACAAAUAUUCAAGUACUUCAGCAUCCUCUGGGGGUGUUUGGGAAGUCAUGGACCAACAAAUCUAACGCAUUCAGUCCCAUCAAACUGCAGUUGUACCUGAGAAGCACAAAGAAUCUCAGCAUUACAGUGACACCUAAAUGUUUCUACAUCUCAACACUUGCAGGUCAAACUAAACCCCAUGCUUUACUUUUCUACAUGCCAAUGAUCAUGCAUGCGUGCCAUAGCGAUAACCCACCCCACCCCAACUUUUUUAGGCAGAGAAAGAACACAUGAAGUUUAAUUUGAUGUCCAGCUGCCCUCCAAAUAUAAUGCUAAACCACUAGAAGCACUCAUUUCUAGCCCCUCAGCUGGUAAUGUGCACUUCCAUGAGAGAGCAGAGAUGAGACAUCCCAGCCUCCCUCCUGGGUCUCAUAAGUUUGUGUUAACAGCUUUAACCCAUCCCAUAAAAAACACACUUUUUGCUCAAGCAUUAGUAAUGAUCCCUGGCUCUUUAUUGCCUCUAAGCCACACAGCCCAUUGGCCUUCUCCUUCUUAAGAGUCACAGGAUGCGAGGCAGUGUGAUGACCUUUGACUGUAGUGAUAUUGUAGUUUUUACCUGAGGGAAAGGCUCCUUUUAAAAAGAAAAAAACCAACAAAUCUGGGUUGUGUAUUUGAAUAAUUUUAACCACUGCUUUAUCCACGUUCCUCUCUUUGCCUCACUGUCGUAACAGCUGAUAAAAGAAAUGAUGAUUUUGAUGAAGCUUUGAGACAGCAUGUCCUGUAAGAAUCUAUUUUACCAUCAAGCCUAUAUUUUUAUAACAUUGUUUUUUCUUUAUUCUUUCAUUAUUAGCCUGAAUAUUACUAGCUGACAGGUUGUUUUUCAUACCUUGCCAUAGGACAUUAUUAAAUUAUUCUCUUUGUAUUUCUUUCAUAUUGCACUUCCUUUUUCUUUCAUGACAAGGGCUAUUUCCCCCUGCUGCAUGUGUAUAAAUGAAAAAAAUGUGAUCUUCAUUGUUUUUUUUUCUCCCUCUCAGUUCUUACUGGACCAUGAUUGAAUAUAUGUAAUUUGUUUUCUGUACACGACUUUCCCUUUUGUUUUGUUGACUGAGAUCUUUAUAUAUGAAGUGUUGUCUCAAUCAUCUGCAAUAUAUACUUCUGGUAUUUUAAUUCUUACUGAAUUCCGUAAUCUGUUCAGAUUAACUAUAUAUAAUACUACAGCUGGUGCAAAAAAGGCCACAAUUAACUGUGUUGUAAUGCUAUUGGGAAAUACAGAAGUGAGAUACGAUGACUGACUCACAUGCAGGGAAUAAACUGACAGACUUUCUGUAUUUGUUAAAGGUGAGGCAGGUCUGCCUUUGUGUGCAGCUUGCCUCAUCCUACCUGUAUUUAUUGUUUCUACUGAAGUUGAGCAUCCCAAAAACUAAAACCUGAUUGGUGGUCCAAGUUAUAUUUCCUCAGAAUUCACCACCACCUCCUGUCUGAAACAUUGCAGUUCUGGAUACACUUUGCUUAGUAAUUUUUCCUGAUGUAAUUUCAAUGGUAGGCUGAGGAAGUACCCUCAGAUUAAUCAUGAUCAGUAACGUUUAUUUGGAGCAUUCUGUAUAUCCGUUACUGCUGCAUGCUGCUGCUAACUGCUGCUCUGAAGUGAGAGCAGAUGGUCUAUUAUUUCUCCUAUUGAUUUUUAGCAUUAGGUCUCCUGUUAAGUGCUAAGCCUCACUUUAGUAUGGGUCUUUACUUGUGUAUUAAAAAAAAGGUAUACAUAUAGUCACUUUCAAGUGAUGUUAUCAGCUUCAUCCGAGUCUACGUUGACUUUUUCAUGGAGAUCACUAUCAUGCUAAUGUUAAUUAUUUGUAGCUGUGUUUUUUUUUUUUUUUUUUUUUGUUUGAUGAGCCUUUUAGACCCUGAAAAUCUACGACUGGAAGCCAGUACUCUAUUGUACUUUAAGCUGCGUGUAUUAGGUACUAUUUUUUGGCCUUUAUGGUACAGCAAAUGCUGGUGAGGUUCUGUCUUAUUUUUAUUCCAAACUUUAAUCAGUGAUACUCUGAAUGGAAAUCUGUCAGUAAUCAUUGUUAAUUUAUUUUCUAUAUAUCUAACUUUACCACAGGACACUGGGAUUGUAACCACAUCAACGUUUUUAUUUAUUCUCUAAUCUUGUGUGGGUAUAUUUUUUUCUUUGUACACCUUUUAUGACUAUUUUUUAUAACAGAUACUUUUGUGUAUUCAUGAUUGUCAUUUUGUUAAAAUAAAGAGAACUCAAGUUAUGGUAGAUUUAUUACCCAUAGAGAUCAUUUCAGUAGGUGAUUUUACUGUUCUGGCUAUAGUAUCAGAAAAAUAUGUUAUGAUAUAUCAUUACUUUUCUUUUCAUACUGUGAAUUAUUAUUUGGGGGGAGAAACAGUUCUAUUUACACAACCUUAAGAACAGGUAAAUGUCUUGCUUUGAGUAAAAUGUUUUAAUUUUGUUUGGUUUUUUAGUGAUCAAGCAGUGAUUUUUUGCUUUCCAGAUAAAAUCCUAUGGUAUAGAUUUGUAAUGAGGAACGUCAGUAUUUUCUAAUCAGUGCGUUAUAUAAUGUAUGUUUUUUAUCUCAUUAAAUGAAAAUGUUUUAAGAUUCAACUGCAGAUGUAUGAAUAAAUAGACAUGCCUGUUAAUGCUGAUUGGCAGAGCUGGAUUAAAUAAACUAAUAUGUAGCAAUAA
Molecule: messenger RNA, 4189 nt
Organism: Melanotaenia boesemani (Boeseman's rainbowfish)
Lineage: Eukaryota; Metazoa; Chordata; Actinopteri; Atheriniformes; Melanotaeniidae
Gene: pard6b
Product: par-6 partitioning defective 6 homolog beta (C. elegans)
Exons: 3
Coding region: 283-1491 (402 amino acids)
Biological process (GO): regulation of cellular localization; centrosome cycle; establishment or maintenance of cell polarity
Cellular component (GO): apical plasma membrane; nucleus; cell cortex
Molecular function (GO): protein kinase C binding
Source: RefSeq, a predicted model, not a curated record